AUGAAGGGACAAGAUAUGGCCGGCACCAGUCGAGAAAAUCCUUCUGCUGACCCGUUGAUGAAAGAAUGGACAGCGGAGAUGAUCAAAAAACUAGGUUCAGAACUAGAAGAGGUGAAGAAAAAGCUGAAGGAGCAUUCAGAAAGUAAAUCUGAGGAGGAGAAGAAAAAAAUAUUGGAGGAGAUUACCAAAAAGCUAGAGGUUUCAGGAUGUUCUAAUGACCAAUUACUACAAUGGGUGAAUAGCAAUCCGAAGGAGGUGUCUAACAUGUUAGAACGCGCCGCCCAGAGGAAGUCUUACGGACCGACAUUUGCCAGAGCACUUGGUGGUUGAUGUGACAUGGAAGCAGGAGAGAAUAAUGAUGACGGCGUCUUUGACGGCGUGUCCUUAUCUUUCUUAGAGAAGAGAUCUACUACGUUGCUGAGUAUUGUUCUACGUGCUAGUACUCAUCAUGAAAUCAACUAGAGCUUGGAGCUCAUUAUAAUUCUGUGUUCCUUUUUCUUUGUAUUUUUCUUUGUAACUUUUGAUAAUAUGUACUACCUCCAUUCUGAAAUGUAUGUCGUUAUUGACUUUUUGUAC
Molecule: messenger RNA, 576 nt
Organism: Panicum virgatum (switchgrass)
Lineage: Eukaryota; Viridiplantae; Streptophyta; Magnoliopsida; Poales; Poaceae
Exons: 6
Coding region: 1-330 (109 amino acids)
Source: RefSeq, a predicted model, not a curated record